Molecule: messenger RNA, 1296 nt
Organism: Sphenostylis stenocarpa
Lineage: Eukaryota; Viridiplantae; Streptophyta; Magnoliopsida; Fabales; Fabaceae
Source: the annotation of a GenBank genome assembly
AUGGAGCCGGAGACUACUCCUUGCACUAGAUCAGGUAGGGCCCAGAUAAUGAAUUUGAAAAGUGGAGGUGUUAUAAUUCAAAAGAAGCUAGAGGAAAACGUGGAAUCCUUUUUAAGUCCAACUUUUAUUUACCUUCCUGUUGAGACCAAAAUGCCAACCAUGCAAGAGGGUUGUAUUUUCCAUUCUGUAGUUGGGAAAGCUUUGGGGUUCAUGCGGAAAUUGAGGAAGAUUCAAACAAGCCAUGAUGGAUAUUACAUUCAAGACUGCAAGCUUCAACAAAGAGGUGAAGUUAACGUGGAUAAAGUUAAACUCUUCAGCUUAAAGGAAUUGGAGAAGGCCACCGACAACUUCAAUACGAAUCGAGUACUUGGAAAAGGAGGUCAAGCUACUGUUUACAAAGGCAUGUUGAUAGAUGGAACAAUCAUUGCAGUGAAAAAAUUUAAGGUCCAGGGAAAGAUUGAAGAAUUCAUCAAUGAAUUUGUCAUCCUCUCACAAAUUAAUCACAGAAACGUGGUCAAGUUGUUAGGAAGUUGUUUGGAGACUAAGAUUCCUUUGCUUGUGUAUGAAUUCAUUCCUAAUGGUAACCUUUUCGAGUACUUGCAUGAACAAAAUGAGGAUUUGCCAAUGACAUGGGACAUGCGUUUGAGAAUUGCCACUGAAGUUGCAGGAGCUUUAUUUUACUUGCACUCUGCUGCUUCUCAGCCUAUUUAUCAUAAAGACAUAAAGUCAACAAAUAUACUAUUGGAUGAAAAGUAUAGGGCAAAAGUAGCAGACUUUGGCACAUCCAGAAUGAUUUCCAUUGAUGUUACUCAUCUCACUACAGUAGUUCAAGGAACAUUUGGAUACUUGGACCCUGAAUUUUUUCAAACUAAGGAAGCAAAAUGUUUAGCUUCACAUUUCGUUAUCUGUAAGGAGGAAAAUCGUGUGCUUGAUAUUAUUGAUGAAAGAGUGAUGAAGGAAGGGCAGAAAGAUCAUAUCAUGGAAGUUGUCAAUCUUGCAAGUAGAUGUUUAGAGUUGAAUGGAAAGAAACGGCCAACUAUGAAGGAAGCCACAUUGGAAUUAGAAGGUAUCCGAAGAUUGGAAGGAAAGUCUAAUGCAGAAGAAAGACAUAAUAAACUUGACGUAUAUCAUGAUUGCAUAAAUGAGGUGAUAUGCUUGUUUGUGGCUGUUGCGUUCAUGGGUGAGAUGCUGAAGCUGUUCACUUCAUCGAGUGAACGCUUACUGAUUCGACCUUCUAGCUGUAAGGAGGAUUCUUCCUUCCUUGUUGGAGUUCACAAUUUUAGUUAUGGUCUGUGA